Helobdella robusta is the source of this 2697-nucleotide messenger RNA. RefSeq lists its product as hypothetical. The transcript is spliced from 6 exons. NCBI's taxonomy places the organism in Eukaryota, Metazoa, Annelida, Clitellata, Rhynchobdellida, Glossiphoniidae. Gene Ontology annotation, biological process: cell adhesion; intracellular protein localization; establishment of centrosome localization. The record is from RefSeq and is a predicted model, not a curated record. Gene Ontology annotation, cellular component: cell cortex; adherens junction; apical junction complex. Gene Ontology annotation, molecular function: phosphatidylinositol binding; protein binding. The coding region runs from base 1 to 2610 and encodes 869 amino acids.
AUGGUCGUCCUUGAUAAUGAUAAGGAAUCGUUGGGAAUUCACGUCAUGCCCGAUCAGGAUUCACUUGGCAGAACAAUUGGAUUGCUGGUUCACAACGUCGACAAGGGAGGCAAGAUAGCGAAGAAUGGACAGAUUCGAGAGAAGGAUUGCAUCGUAGAGAUCAACGGCACCUCGCUGUCGGACGUCACAUUUCAAAGAGCACAGAGUAUAUUGAGAGAGGCCUUGAACUCUUCAAAGUUGUACCUUCGAGUGGUACCACACGAGUACAGAAUGACGUCAUCAUUCAUCAGACCUGCCAUUCCGUCAACAUCCACACCGUGCAAAGACGAUGCACUGAUGUUCACACCUAGCAAGGCGAACCCACCAACAACUGCACACGUGAAUUCAACGAAACCAUUUUACACGCCUACAGUUAGAAGUAGCAACAAUUUUCAAGGGGGCAUGAGUCAGAUGGCCAAGUCAUCAACAUGCUCCAAAAUCACGCAACCAUACCCCGUAAUCAACUCUCUUGUUAGUUCAUCAAAACUGCAAACCUACGCUCCGACUGCAGACAGACAACAUGUUCAGAUAGUCAAUUUUAAAGUUGAUCUAAUUAAAGGAGCUCACGGCUUGGGCUUCAGCAUCACGACGAAGGACAAUGUGACUCCUAAACAAACGUUUCCAAUCUUCAUCAAGCACAUCCUUUCGCAAGGUGCCGCUGUCGAAGAUGGCAGGCUGCAGGCCGGUGACAAAAUAUUGAAAGUUAAUGGCAUGGACACGUCGACAAUAAACCAGGAUGAGAUCGUUUCUUACCUGAGAGGUAUCAAAUUAGGAGGGAAAGUUGAGAUGCUCGUCGAAAGGCUGGUCGUCAACGCUGACAUUAACAACAACAACUUCAACGUGGACACAUAUUGUGAUUUCGGUAACAACCUCAGCGAAGAAGACGUCUACACCUACGUCAUCAGUUUGGCGGGAAACAUGGGCAUAGGAAUAAGUGUUCGAGGUAAGACCAAGAAAGAAGACAACGGAGAUGUGAAUGAUUUGGGGCUGUUUAUCAAGUCUAUCCACCCAAGUGGUGCAGCUGCUAGAGAUGGAAGAUUGAAGGAGGGCGAUAAAAUCAUUCAAGUGAAUGGAGUAUCCUUACGUAACUUAACAAACUCAGCAGCCAGAGAAGCAUUGAGGAAUGCGAUGGAUUACGAAGGACCGGAACCAGAAUCCGUUUACUUUGCUGUGCAUAGAUGUGCCAACAGGAAUUCUUGGAUGAUUAACACUCCUAGUUCAUCAGCAUACAAGGUUUGUAAGCAAGACAACAUUGCAUCUUCAACAAAAGAUUCGGCACAGAAAUAUUCACAUGAGAGAAUAAGAAAUCGUAUUCCAAGCUUUUCCACUAGUAACAAAAUGAACGCAGAUGGGAUUAACACAAACCAUGACGCUACCUUCGUUGAAAUAACAAACAACUUCUCAAGAGACGUUCCCAACAUACAGAGUGUGUCAGACAGAAAGAAAAUAAAUCGUGAAUCAUCACACGUUUCUUGCAAUAAAGUUAAAAUCUCAAGAAAUGAAUUAAACGAAACACAAGUUACGCUGAAAAAGGCCCUAUCCGACGAAUCGUUGGUCAGCCAUAGCACGACGAUAAUAAAGACGCCCCAGGUCGACACACGCACUUGUGGACUGAAGAGGGAAACACUGAAAAAGUAUACAUCAGUUGAGAAUAUGGCCAAAUUCAACAGAUUACCAAUGUCCAACCAAAUGCCCUCAGUGGCUUCCCAAUUGAAGAAAGUUCCAGAAGAUGAGACAACACAAACUAAUAAUGUUUGCAGCACGGCAAACAAAAACAAAUUCAAAAGUAUUUUCAAAAAUAUUAAUUUUUUCAAAUCAAAAUUCAAAAAAGAGAGCAAAAUAAACCAAACUCCUGACAGUGCGCCCAUCAGUGCCAACAAUACUGCCGAAGAUAAAAAGUCAAUAAUCGAGCAGUUGACUCGCAAACAUCCCCACAACGUAAUCAUUCCUUUCCAGAACGAUAUCGUGACGUCAUCACAGACGAGUGACUACAACACCAUCGACAAGAAUCCUAACUCAAAUUUUGCAAUGAAACAAAGACACGCUUACGAUUCCUCUAACAUUUAUCAAUCUAACAACUACAACGUCAGAUCGAACCAAUACACGUCGCACAGCAAUCAACAGGCAGCAACAACCAACCAAGAAAUGUGUAACUGCAGCGAUUGUUUCGCUUACCAUCAACGUCAUUAUCAGCAGCAGCAGCAACAACAUCCUUAUUCACACUUUCCCGCCUGCAUCACUCCACAAUUUUCACGACCAAGGAACGUCUCAGGAAUGGCAAACCGAAAUUCGCAAUUGUAUGAUUAUUGUCCAAACUAUUCAACUGAUGAAGAAUUCAUGCCUCAUCACCCUGCUCACUGCCAUCGCCCGCAGCAAUACUACCAGACGCAGCAACUCUACCAGCCGACACGCAGCAGCAGACCUUUCUACAACAGCAGCAACAACAAUCCACAUUAUAAUUACAACUGCCAAACUCAAGGUAGCGACUACAACAGCGAUGACUUCAUCGAUACGAACCACGACUACGACGAUCCUUUCAACGAAACUUCAACCACGCUCCACCACUUCUGAACGAUUAAUACUUUCUUAGAAAUUGACUAUUGUAAUUAUUUUAUGUUCCAUUUUGUUUCAAUUUUUAAAAUAAAAGCAAUGAAGAUC